AUGGCACCACAUCAUCGCCGCAGGAUCGGUGCGAGCCGAAGAACGGUCGAGGACGAGGGCGAGGAAGACGGCUUUCCUGGUUUGGUGGACGACGAUUCCCUCAGCGAAGGCACGGCCAGCUCCCAGUCCCACGACGAGGACGACGGAUGCAGCGAGAUCACGGAGACAGAAGGUGGUGGUGACAGGACGGUGCUGGACGGUGGACGGCUGCCUCACAGGACGACCAAGAAGGCAUCGUCGACGUCGACUUUGACACCUCGAGGGCACGGCAGCGGAGGAGGAAAAGGUGACGGUGAUGGUGAAAGUGGCGAAGGGGACAGCUUGUUUAAUGCGCGGACGUCGGAGACAGAGAUCAUGAUGAACGGCAGCAGAGAGACGGCAGCGUCGUUGCAGGAGGCGGAUGAAAUACAAUUCGACCAGAUGGCCGACACUACGACUACUACUACGACCACUGCUGGUACGACUGCCACCACCGCUGCUGCUGCUGCUGCUGCUGCUACAACUACUACGACUACUUCCCGGCCGAGUAGUGGUGGUCAGAGAGAGACGUUUGCGGAGCGGAAGCGGAGAGAGCACGACGAGUACAUCCAGAAGCGGAACAGCGACCCGUCGUUUGUGCCUACGCGAGGUGGUUUCUUCCUCCAUGAUAACCGGUCUGGCGGCGGGAAUGGCAGCGGACGAGGCAAGCAGAUAAAGAGCAAGCCACACGGCCUUAUCGUUGACAGCAACAUUUCACGGAAACCCCAGCCAGAUAUCACACAUGCUCCCUGGCGUCAUGAUCUACACGAUUCUGUCAACCAACCAGCUCGGCCGCCACAGAGUACAGCGACUACUACUACUACUGCUGCCACCACUGGUAGCGGCAAUGUCAAUGUCAAUGUCAACAACAAUGCCGGCAAUACCAAUAGCAGCUACCCGCUGAAGCCUGUACCUACGGCUCCUCGCACCUCUCCGCCAAACAGAUCCUUCUCCACCACGAUACUCAUCGGCAAUGUGCCUGUCAUCGUCUUCCUGCCGGGCAUGGAAGCUCCCAUACCCUUCUCCGCCGUCCCCAAAAGACAGCACACCCGCCUCCCGCAGCACCGCCCUCCGUUGCGACGUGACAAGCCCGUCCGUAUCUCCCUCCCCGGCCAGGCUCCCCGCUACAUCUUCCCUUCCACUGAGCGGUCGUUCAUCUUCAUCCCGCGAGCUCUCCGGCCGAACCAGCAAGCUUCGUACCGCGGCCGAGGUCGGGGCGGCGGGAGUGGCGGCGGCGGGUUCUACUCUAGCCGACGGGCCAGUGUCUACUCCGGCAGUGCCUACAGCCAUGCCCCGACUCACACUCCCAGCGCCAGCCUGAGCAUGAGCAUCUCCCGCCGCUCGUCAAUGGGGCGGGACAUGGGCAGUGUCAAUGGCGCCACUCCGCCGCUGGGAUCGACCAUGACCAUGGCCCGGCCCGUUAUUGCUGCAGUUGCACCAGACUCGAGGCCGGUAGUCCGCCUCCCUCCCCAGGUCACUCCCGUCCAGCAGCCGGCACAACUGCAGCUGCAACAGCCACUGCCACAGCAGCCACCGCAGCCGGCACUACCGCCUACCUCUGUGCCUACGUCGACUGCCGGACCGUACUUUGCACCGCAGAACCCGACCUACCGGGAGAACCGGCCGCACCCGUCCAUACCGAUGCACCAGCCACGCCCGCAGAAGACGGUAUCGGUGGCGGAUAUCGAGUCUCCAGCUGCUUCAGCCUCUGCUUAUCAGUUUAGUCAGCAGCAACAGCAGCAACAGUCGGCAGCAGCAGACCAGCCCUUCCACCACCAAGUGCCGCAGCAGCCUGCUCAGCCAAUGGCCAUGAACGGCUUUGCACCGACGCCGGAGAUGACCAUGCCGAUAGCUAUGGCUGUCCCCAUGGCAGUCCCCAUGCCAAUGUCGAUGCCCAUGUCGAUGCCGAUGCCGAUGGCCAUGUAUCAGCACCAGCGACACCUGUCCCAUCCUCCGCCGACCUCCUCCGCCACUCCGCUGUCCCAGAUCCCGGAGCGAGCCAUCCACGCUGCUCCCUUCCAGCCGGUUCCUUACCACCAUCAGCAGCAGCAGCAUCCAGGAGGACAGCAGCAGCCAGCCUACUACGGCCAGCCCUACCCUCCUCCUCCUCCUCCUCACCACCACGCUCACCACCAGUAUGCCGCUCCUCCGGCUACGGGAACAGAGUAUCCUUACACUCCCGGCGGUGCUCCUCCUCCUGCUGCGGCUGCGGGCCCAGCCGGCCCUGGGACAGUAGCCCACGAGUCGAACGGGACAGUGUACUACUACGAUGCCUCACAGGUGACUGCUGCCCCCGGUUCAAGCUCAGGCACUAUCACCACCACCGCCGGCGCCUCCUCGACCUCUGCACCCCCGGCCGGCGGUGUCCUCGGCAUGGGAGGCAUGAUGACCCCUCCCGGUCCGACGGCGUACUACUAUCCUCACCCUCCGCACGUCCAAAACGGCCCGAUCUACUACCAGUGA
This is a messenger RNA of Nannizzia gypsea CBS 118893, 2481 nucleotides long. RefSeq lists its product as hypothetical. Gene Ontology annotation, biological process: mRNA processing. The coding region runs from base 1 to 2481 and encodes 826 amino acids. The transcript has 2 exons. Gene Ontology annotation, molecular function: mRNA binding. The record is from RefSeq and is a predicted model, not a curated record. Gene Ontology annotation, cellular component: exon-exon junction complex. NCBI's taxonomy places the organism in Eukaryota, Fungi, Ascomycota, Eurotiomycetes, Onygenales, Arthrodermataceae.